AUGCCUGAGCUAUUUAGCCGCUUUCUCGACCUCCCGUGGGAGUUGAGAGAGGAGAUUUGGAGGCUUGCGCUCCGUCCUGCUCGCCCAGGCGUCCAAGUUUUCAGCAUUUACAACUCCGACGAGGACAAGCACGACAACGACCCAAGAGAUGACCUUUUACUAAAUACUUUUCGGCAUUCCUACCUUUGUAUUUCAGCCCCAAAAUGGGGACCGAGAGUUAUUGGCGCUCAUCCAGAUGACCGAAAGGAUCACGCUUCUUGGACUUAUAACAACCCAUCAACAUAUCUUAUUGACAGAGGUCUCUGGACGGCUUGCAAGGAAUCAAGAUUUAUUAUUCAACGCGAAUUCCAGUGUCGGAAAUGGGAGUCGGCCUGGAGACACCAUUGUAAUGGUCGGAAUCCCGAUCAAUUCAGCGAGUACGAAAAUUUGGUAUCGGCAAUGGCCUGUUUCAAGGACAAGGACUCAUCCAACAAUCACUACAUUACAGUUUUCCCAAACCAAGACCUCUUUUACUUCCAGCCACACGACAUUGAAGCCCUCAGCUGGGGUGGCGCUGUAAAUCGCUACUUCUUGGGCGCAGAAAGUCUAAGUUUCGAUGACCUGGAAAACGUCGCCUUGGAAUUCAAUCCAAGUUGGGCGAUUGAGGUUGAGAAAGCUCGACCACACAAUGGCGAUGUCAAAAUUCUCGACACUCUAGCCCAUGCGGCAUUGACGGAGCAACGAAUGGAUGGCUGGAUACGCUUUGGCUUAUCGACUAUGGGCUCAAACGAAAUCCUAACGUACUUAUGA
Messenger RNA from Ilyonectria robusta, 789 nucleotides. RefSeq lists its product as uncharacterized. Bases 1 to 789 code for a protein of 262 amino acids. The transcript has a single exon. The record is from RefSeq and is a predicted model, not a curated record. NCBI's taxonomy places the organism in Eukaryota, Fungi, Ascomycota, Sordariomycetes, Hypocreales, Nectriaceae.